GUCUUUGGCGAGAUACCUGGUGGCUGUGGUGUGUUUUUCUGGUCGCCAUUCUGGGCGUUGCGUACGUGGUGACUCCCUUCUUUGUCAUCCUGAUUCCUAUCUUCCUCGUCGUCUUUGUCUACUUCAGCUUCGUUCGCUACGACGAUCAAGGACGCAACAAAGGGGACCUCGUUUGA
Symbiodinium sp. CCMP2456 is the source of this 176-nucleotide messenger RNA. NCBI's taxonomy places the organism in Eukaryota, Dinophyceae, Suessiales, Symbiodiniaceae. The record is from the annotation of a GenBank genome assembly.